UCGAUCUCUUCUUCCAUGGGGGGGUCAUUUGUUGGCUAUUUAUUUAUCGUGUUGUUGAUUGGUUCCGGUGGAACAGCGGGCGCGGUGGACAAGCCAGAUAUCGUGCUGAUGGAUUUUCUCGCAAAACCCUUUGUACCCUCUGACGGUGCGUCCGAGCAGUGCCUCAGGGACAGCGCCAUGUAUUUGAGGGAGCUUGACCGGUACGCGCCGUGGGCUCUGCAGAUGUACGACGCGUCCGUGAAAAUUCCAGCGGGCGUAAUCACGGGCAAUUACCAGCAGCUAGGCAAUUACGACGAGUGUCUCCAAGUGAGAAGCGCGCACGGAUUCACCGGGAAAGCCUGCAGUGCCAAGGUGAAUUUCGAAAUCGCUAAGGACAACGGCAAGCCACGCCAGCCCGAUAUGGGUGAUCUGCUUCUCAACGUCGCCAUCGCAUCGGGUUACACGAAAUGGAAGGGACGUUCGGUAAACUACGAGUGGAUGUGGUGCGUACCGUCUACUUGCAACCACACGGAAAUCCAGGAGGCGGUGGAGCUUGGCCUCGACCCUCUGAAGGUGGAGGAUCGCGUGGACAUGGUGGUGAACGUGUCGUGUCGCACCGCAGAAACGGAUCGGCCUGUCUUCGACGUAACCGACUGGAUCUACAUAUCGAUCCUCGCGAUAUUCGUGGUGAUCAUAAUUGCCAGCACAAGUUACGACAUCGCUAAACAAGGCCAUCUGAGUACGUUGAACCGAAAAGACAGGAGACACGGGCUUUUAACUUCGUUCUCCGUCUACACGAAUGGAAAGAAUUUGCUAAGAACCGACAGGCACAGAGAUUCUAUUAGGUGUCUCGAUGGGUUACGUUAUAUCAGCAUUUGUUGGAUCAUUUAUGGUCACACUCAUUAUACCGAAGUGGUUGGCGUUAAAAUGAACCUCAGUGACAUUACACAGAUGCACGAGAACUGGGCAAACAUGCUGGUAUUGAACGCAAACAUCAUCACCGACAUCUUCUUCCUCAUAAGCGGUGUACUAAUGGCGUACACGGCGCUAAUAAAGAACGAGAAAGAUUCACGAGGUCGUUUCGACGUGAUCGGUCUUUACCUUCAUCGAUACCUGAGACUUACACCAGCCUACGCCAUGAUGAUCGGUUUCUAUGCGACGUUGUUCUACAAAGUUGGAUCGGGUCCGCACUGGGACCAAUGGGUUGGCGCUAACAGAGACUACUGUCAGGAAAACUGGUGGACCAAUCUUCUGUACGUGAACAAUUACGUUCAUCUGCCGAGAAUUUGCAUGUCUCAGUCUUGGUAUCUGGCGACCGAUAUGCAACUGGUCUGGCUGUCGCCCAUUUUCUUGUAUCCUAUGCUCAAGUUAACGCGAGAAAUGUUCUUCUGGCUCGUUUUCGCGUUAGGCCUAUUUGCCUCAGUUCUAAUACCAUUCCUAAUAACAUUCAAUAUGAAGCUCAGUGGAACUAUGCUCUAUUACAAGGAUAACACAGACGUGGCGAAUGUUUACAUAGAAAUUUACACUAAGGUUUACAGCAGAUACGGGUCCUACAUUAUCGGCAUGGCUCUGGGCUACCUUUUGUACAAGAGUCGAUCGAGGGUUCUUAAAAUUCGUCCUAUGUACGUGAUAUUUGGUUGGCUGGUAGCUGUAGUUUCCGGUUUUUUCAUAUUCAUCUGUCCUCGAUGGAUGUAUUUCGACGACCGCGCCUACGAUAGACUAGAAGCGAGCUUUUACGCAGGUCUUCAUAGGCAAAUAUUUGCCCUUUCCAUUUCUUGGAUCAUCUUCUGCUGCGCUCGUGGUUACGGUGGUUUCGUGAGUCAAUUCCUUUCAUGGAAGGGCUGGGUUCCCUUCAGCAAGCUAACCUAUAGCGCUUACCUCUGCCAUUACGUGUUUCUGUUAACAGAGGUUGGAUCUGUUCGAACUACCGGCAUACUUUCUGCUAUGGCGGUUCUGCGCAGCUUUUUCAGCAACCUCUGCCUCACGCUCAUCCUCUCCGCGCUCUGGACCAUCUGCUUCGAAAUGCCCUUCAUGACCCUCGAUCGUACCCUGCUUUCUCAUCGUCGAACCUCUUCGAAACUUUCCUCGAAACCUAACCAAGGCAAAAUAUACGGUUCCACAGACUCCAGCAAAGAGAUCUACCGUUCCACCGAAGAAUCAUCCGCGACAAUCUCCCAAAGCUGCGAGGAUGCUUUCCGUCAGAAACCCAGGAAAGACAACAUAUACGAUUCUCAAGAGAAGUACCAACAAGGAGUCUAUCGCUCUUCUGUCAGGCAAGACCUUAAAUCACAAGACACAGAGGACAGGUGCCCCUUUAUAUUCGUGAUAGGUUCGGAUGGUAAUUCCUGGUCGAAAACGAGAAACGUUCAUCAGAACAAUGGUUUCAACGACGAUUCUGACGAGUCGUUCAAGUCAAUUGCAGAACACAGAAACGAUAGAGGUUACGAGUCCAUUAUGAGCGAAGAUACAACGAGGAAGGACGGAAUCAGGGAAUCUGAACAGGUUAAUGCAAGUUGAUGGGAGGUUUGGAGGACGAAUGAUAAAACAGCUUGCUGGUCAAGCACUUUGCAGGAUAUU
Molecule: messenger RNA, 2556 nt
Organism: Habropoda laboriosa
Lineage: Eukaryota; Metazoa; Arthropoda; Insecta; Hymenoptera; Apidae
Product: nose resistant to fluoxetine protein 6-like
Exons: 11
Molecular function (GO): acyltransferase activity, transferring groups other than amino-acyl groups
Source: RefSeq, a predicted model, not a curated record